ACAAGCAACUGCGCAAAUUUUAUCAAAAGAGUCAAAAUACGAUAGGGGCACAAAGGUGAAAGUAAAUUGGCACGUGCGAUUUCUAAAAGCCUUGAAUAUAAAGCGCCAAACCGCGCACUUGUGUUAUCUGCUGUAUAAAACGCUGUCACUUGCCGGAAACCUGUGAGUAUUCAAGGUACAACUUACGCCGAAUACUUCUUGAUAUUUUCGUACGAGGAUACAACACCAUGGCUAGAUUGACAACUGGUUUUACGGCUACGAUUGUCGUUUGCGCAAUUUUUAAUGUUCUAAGCGAAGCCGGAAGAGCAACAUCAAAGGGCGAUGACGCGUUGAUACCUUGUAAGGGAACAAAGUCAGGCCAUAAUUUGUCAUAUCAAUGGUCUCGCGGCAUUUCCUCGUCACCACUGUCAGACUACCCUGAGAUGAAAGGCCGCAUAUCGGUCUCGGCUAAUGGAGCUCUAUUAAUCAAUCAUUUCACUAAGAAAGAUCACGGAAAGUACGUGUGCGUCAUCAAAUCUGGAAAUUCGCUGCUGGAGGAGAUUUCCGUUGACGUCGAUGACAAUUAUCUUCUCGAAGCUGAACAUUGCUUCCCAGGAUCUUGUAUUGAAGCUAGUAAAUGUACUACCCCAACUAGUCGCCUCAGUUGUCCCGAAAAUGGCGAAGUCUGCUGUUCAAUGAUUAGAGAAAAAGACAGGCAUCGAUGUCGACACUUUUUGGGAGAAUGUAUGGCCAGUUGCAACACGGUAACUUUGAAGAGAAACGCUGAUGAUUGUGAAGACGGGACGACGUGUUGCGUUCUUGUGUAACUCAUAACUGUUAAACUCUGAUUUUGUAUAUUGUCGAAGCUAGAAGUAAUUUAAAGAUUUUAUUUAAAAAACUAUUUUCUUACAUUUAAAAUUUUCUUAAAUUUAAUAUUUUAAUAUGUUUGUAAAAAAUGGAUUUCAAAAUAUAUUUCAACUUAAUUGAUGAAUACGUUUAAAAAUGAAGAUAUAGCGUGUUUACAUUCUGUUAUGUAAGCCACUAUCCUUUUACCACAAUGCAUCAGUAAAAAGUUCUACAAAACUUAUCGUACAAAACUUAGAAAAUACAAAUUUAAAACUUGAGUAAACUGCCAGAAGGUAAGAAUGGUUUCAAAAGCAAAGCACAUGGUAUAUAAAAAUGUAACACUUUUAUAAAAACUAAGUGUAAAUUAAAUAAUAAUAUUGAUUUCUACUACACACGGUACUAUUUUUUGAAACAUAUUGAUUAAAUUUAUUAUGAUUAUAGCUUAAAAUCUUGAAGUCAUUUAAUUAAAAAUAAAAAAUAGAAAAAAACCUUUAAC
Phymastichus coffea is the source of this 1321-nucleotide messenger RNA. RefSeq lists its product as uncharacterized. The transcript is spliced from 5 exons. Bases 228 to 806 code for a protein of 192 amino acids. The record is from RefSeq and is a predicted model, not a curated record. NCBI's taxonomy places the organism in Eukaryota, Metazoa, Arthropoda, Insecta, Hymenoptera, Eulophidae.